AUGGGGCUGGAUGGAGAUGAAACACAGAAUGAGAUGGAGACCCUCUCAGGGCUGGUGAACAUUGACUGGACAGAUCUGGCACACCUGGACAUCCUGAGCUCCAAUGUUGUCUGCUCCAUUCCUGGGGUGGCUUGGGGUUUCUCCACCCUCUGGGUUGCAAUGGUGUUGCUGUUGCUCAUCCUGCUCGUGGAAGGCAUCCGCUAUUGCAUCGAGCUGUACCUGGAUCAGGACCUGAACCAGCAGAGGAAUCAGACGCUGCAGGWGUUGGCACCCAGGCCCGUGGAGCAGAGUGUCAAGCUCUGGGGAGUUGUACCCUGGACUCCCUUUCACGAAUGGCUGUUCUGGGCCGUUGUUGGAAGCCUGAUGCUGCUCGUGGARCUCUGCUGGUGGCUCAGGCACAGGACCCAUAGGGCGGACAACCACAGGGACUCAGAGAGCGAAGAAAGCGAGGAAGAAUAUCCUCCUGACAGGAAUAUGGUCUGGAUAUUUUCAAGGCGCUUCCAGCUGUCAGUGCCAAAGCUGGCCUCCAGGAGACGGGUGGURAAGGAGCUGCUGUGCAACCUUCUCCGUGCCUCCCAAAGACUCUUUUCAAACAACUUCUUCCCGGUGCUGGAGCCGGUCAUCGGGGUGGGCAGUGCCUGGGAAGGUUGGAAUCACCAAAAGGAGGAGGAUGUUGUCUACUCCAUGUUUGUGCCCAUGAAAGCACCCCGUGGGCACGCGUUCUGCCUGGAACCCGACACCACGGGGGAGGCGCCGCAGACGGGCAUGCGCGUCCGCGUGGAGCUGGUGUGCACCUGCACYGGGGAAGAGCCUGACCAGAACAUGCUSUGCUUCCUCCACCACYGUGAGGAUGAGCUGAAGACAGAGCAGGAGGCCAGCCUUCUACACACYCUCUGCACUGGCCCUUACCUAGACGUGGAGAAAAUUGCCGUCUGGUUCCGCACGUUUGUGAUCGCAGCCUGGCCGGCGGUGCCUCAGUCGCUUCACUACAGCAUGAAGGUGCUGCCCUCCCGCCGCUCCUGCAAGCUGAAGCUGGGGGAAACUUCUGGGAGAAGCUUCUUUGUGGAUAUGAUAUUCGGUGUGCAGGAAGGUAACUCGGAUAUCUUUGUGAGCAGCCAGCCUGCAGAGGCCCAGCUGCCCCCGUGCACGACAUGGCUGGAGAGCUGUGCUGUGGCAGAGGCAAAGUUCUUCAGGCACGUCGCCAGGCAGGCUCCACACCCCAGCUGCCACCUCAAGUGCCUGCGGCUCUGUGCUCGCCUUCUGGAGGGCUCAGGCUGCUCCAUCUAUGCCUUGAAGACCACGGUCAUGCACCUGCUGACCUUGAUCCCUCCGUCAGAAUGGCAGCAAAGGUAUCUCAUGCUGCGGGUGGACGAUGUCAUGUGCUACCUGCGCUGCUGCCUGGAGGAGAAACGCCUCGAGCACUUCUUCUUUGGCAAYGAGGACAUGCCCGAGGAGAUCUGCUUGCCCCCAGCCUUCCAAGGGGCACAGCCCCUAAACCUCUUCCAGCACCUGGCACAGGAUCCAGCCGCCCAGACUAGGGCAAUGCAYGAGUUAAAUCAGCGGGAACAUCACCUCUACUUUGGAUCCAGAAAUAGAUGA
Molecule: messenger RNA, 1599 nt
Organism: Malurus melanocephalus (red-backed fairy wren)
Lineage: Eukaryota; Metazoa; Chordata; Aves; Passeriformes; Maluridae
Product: inositol 1,4,5-trisphosphate receptor-interacting protein-like 1
Exons: 3
Coding region: 1-1599 (532 amino acids)
Cellular component (GO): membrane
Source: RefSeq, a predicted model, not a curated record